AGUAAAUCAAUAAUAUGACAGUUUUAUCAAAACAAGGUUAUUUAAAAUUUAAUGCAUUUUUAGAAAAAUUAAUUAAAUUAUUAGCACAAACAAGUGGAAAAGACAAGUUUGCAAAGAUUCUUCAAUAUGGUGCCAAAUUAUUAGGAUAUAUAUUUUUAAGAAAUAGUCCAAAGGGUCAAUGGGUUGGUAUUAUGAAGAAAUUAGAAACUACUUCAGGUUCAGCUCGUAAAGUUUGGCGUUUAGGUAAUACUUUUGCAGAACAACAAAAGAUCAUUUCAUUAUUUAAAGUCGCCAAGCCAUUUGGAUUCCUCAAUAUAUUAGCAUUAAUCAGACAAUCUGGAAUGUAUUUCUACUGGGUAUUCGAUCAUUUAAUUCUUGGUACAAAUAUUGGUAUUUGUAAAUUCGAUACCGUAAAAUUAGGUUGGUACUCUAGCGUCAGUUGGUUCUUUGGUUUGUUAUGUUCAAUCGUUAUCGAUCUCAACACAUUAUCAACCCUUUUAAAGAAAGAGAAAUCACUCAAACUUUCAAUUACCAACAACCAAGCUUCCGAUACUGAUAAUAAAACCAUUCAAGAUCAAUUUAAUGAAGUUCAAAUUAAGAAAAAUGAAAUUUAUCUUACCUGUUGUAAAAAUGCCUCAGAUCUUUUAAUUGCUGCUACAUUAUUAAAAUUCUACUCAUUCUCUCAAGGAACCGUUGGAAGUGCAGGUAUUGUUUCUGCUCUUAUUGGUGCUUACCAAAUGUGGCCAAAAUAAACAUUAUCAUUUUAAAUUUAUAACAAUACAUUAGCUAAAUUACCGCAGGUAAUAUUUAUAAAAAUAAAAAUAAAAUUAAAAAUAAAAAUAAAAAUAAUCUUCAAUUAUUUAAAGC
Dictyostelium purpureum is the source of this 867-nucleotide messenger RNA. RefSeq lists its product as uncharacterized. Bases 15 to 752 code for a protein of 245 amino acids. Gene Ontology annotation, biological process: peroxisome fission; regulation of peroxisome size. The transcript is spliced from 2 exons. The record is from RefSeq and is a predicted model, not a curated record. Lineage: Eukaryota; Evosea; Eumycetozoa; Dictyosteliales; Dictyosteliaceae. Gene Ontology annotation, cellular component: peroxisomal membrane.